Molecule: messenger RNA, 588 nt
Organism: Penicillium atrosanguineum
Lineage: Eukaryota; Fungi; Ascomycota; Eurotiomycetes; Eurotiales; Aspergillaceae
Product: GPI anchored serine-threonine rich family protein
Exons: 5
Coding region: 1-588 (195 amino acids)
Source: RefSeq, a predicted model, not a curated record
AUGCGUGUUGCUGCCAUGACUUCCCUGAUGGCCUUUGCCGUUUCGGCUGCAGGAAUCGUGAUCACUUCGCCUAGAAUUGGCGAGAAGAUUGACUUCUCCAAGCCAGUUACCAUUAAGUGGCAGCGGGUUUCGACCGAUCCUACUACCGUUGACAUUGUUCUAGUCAAUGAGGAUGUUUAUCCACCUGUGACUGAGACUGUCGCCUCCGGAGUCGAUGCGGACAUGGGCUCCUAUACGAUUAAAGCCCAUAAAGAGGAUGUGUCUGUAUCAGACACCGGUGGUGGUUAUCAGGUCAACUUCCUCUCGCCUUCUGGUGGUAUUUUGGCUCAGUCACAGCAGUUCAAACAUGCUUUCUUCCACUAUGGCAUCGACGGCAGCCACUUCUGCCACUUCGACUUCUGCUUUUCAUACUACUUCUUCUCCAAUUACUACUCACUCUUCCACCAGUGCGUCUCCCCAUACCACCUCUCCUUCCUCUACUACUGCAUCUUCUACUUCCUCCCGCACUUCGUCUUCUAUGACGACGCCUACCAGAGCGUCUUCAUCCACCCAUUCACCUUCUAUCCCGACCUCCACCCCGACUUUUAG